Sabethes cyaneus is the source of this 993-nucleotide messenger RNA. It is a transcript of the gene RpII33, whose product is annotated as DNA-directed RNA polymerase II subunit RPB3. The record is from RefSeq and is a predicted model, not a curated record. The coding region runs from base 85 to 912 and encodes 275 amino acids. Lineage: Eukaryota; Metazoa; Arthropoda; Insecta; Diptera; Culicidae. Gene Ontology annotation, biological process: DNA-templated transcription. Gene Ontology annotation, molecular function: DNA-directed RNA polymerase activity; protein dimerization activity. Gene Ontology annotation, cellular component: RNA polymerase II, core complex. The transcript has 2 exons.
CGAUUCCAUUUCUCAAUAUCGGCGGAAAAAAGAAUUUAAUUCGUGCUUAUUUCUUAUUAAUUUGGUAGCUAAACCGUUGCGAAAAUGCCGUACGCCAAUCAGCCAUCGGUGAAUAUUACAGAGCUAACAGAUGAAAAUGUGAAAUUUGUUGUAGAAGAUACAGAAUUAAGCGUCGCCAACAGCUUGCGGCGGGUUUUUAUUGCCGAAACUCCAACGUUGGCAAUCGAUUGGGUUCAGCUCGAGUCGAAUACCACUGUACUGGCGGACGAGUUCCUUGCUCAUCGCGUCGGAUUGAUUCCGCUCAUUUCAGACGAAGUUGUGGAACGGAUGCAGUACAGUAGGGAUUGUACUUGCCUAGACUUUUGCACCGAAUGCAGCGUCGAGUUUGUUCUCGAUGUUAAGUGUAACGAAGAGCACACCAGACACGUAACGACCGCAGAUUUAAAGUCGAGCGACCCACGAGUGCUUCCAGUCACCUCACGCCACCGUGACGAUGAAGACAACGAGUACGGCGAAGGAACAGAUGAAAUUUUGAUCAUUAAACUGCGUAAAGGACAGGACUUAAAGCUGCGAGCCUACGCAAAGAAAGGUUUCGGAAAAGAACACGCCAAAUGGAAUCCCACCUGUGGUGUUUGUUUCGAGUACGAUCCGGACAAUUCGAUGCGUCAUACAUUGUUCCCGAAACCGGACGAGUGGCCAAAAUCCGAACACACCGAACUGGACGACGACAAGUACGAAGCGGAGUUCAACUGGGAAGCAAAACCAAACAAAUUCUUUUUCAAUGUGGAAUCUUCCGGAGCGCUCAAACCGGAAAACAUUGUGCUGAUGGGUGUUCAGGUGUUGAAAAACAAACUGUCCAAUCUUCAGACCCAGCUUAGCCACGAGACGCAAACGGAUGCACUUGCAAUCUAAAGCUUCAAUAAACUAUAACAACUCAUUGCAAAUAGUUACUAUUCCGGAAGAAUCGACAAAUUAUACUUUUGAUUUUUGAAA